AUGAUACUCUCAAAACUUCCACCCGAAUUAAUUGUUAUCACCUUCAAAUCAUGUUACUCGUACGAAGAUGAGAUACGUCUAGCUCUCGCAAAUAAAUAUCUCUUCAAUAUCUUUAUGCAACAUAUUAAAAUACCAGGCAUCGUAUUCCUCGAGAUCAAUCCAAUCACAAAUACAACAGAAAUUUUUAAAAUCAUCAAUUAUGAUAGCAAGACUGGUAAACCCAAUCGAAAAACUAAUCGAGUUACCUUUCAUCAAAAACAUAAUCGAAAUGGAUGUUCCAAGUGUAAAUUGAAUGAAUGCAAAGAUCACAAACCUGCACAAAGAACAAUUAAAUAUAACAAGAAAG
Molecule: messenger RNA, 346 nt
Organism: Acaulospora morrowiae
Lineage: Eukaryota; Fungi; Glomeromycota; Glomeromycetes; Diversisporales; Acaulosporaceae
Source: the annotation of a GenBank genome assembly